This is a messenger RNA of Hyla sarda, 4173 nucleotides long. RefSeq names its product DNA topoisomerase I (gene TOP1). Gene Ontology annotation, biological process: DNA replication; chromosome segregation; DNA topological change. The transcript is spliced from 21 exons. The record is from RefSeq and is a predicted model, not a curated record. Gene Ontology annotation, cellular component: chromosome; nucleolus. The coding region runs from base 187 to 2775 and encodes 862 amino acids. Gene Ontology annotation, molecular function: DNA topoisomerase type I (single strand cut, ATP-independent) activity; DNA binding. Lineage: Eukaryota; Metazoa; Chordata; Amphibia; Anura; Hylidae.
UCGGGACUUAGUUGUUACACAAUCGUCUCUGCCCACUCUCAUUCGGCUGUUGCCUGUGCUGGCCGUGCCCGGCUUCUUCUCCUCUCUAUACCGCGCACUCACCGCUCCGCAGCCUCCUUGCACCGCUAGCACCUGCAUCCCCCUCCCCGUUCAUUCCGUGCCCUCCCCCUCCUGUACUCGGUCACCAUGAGCGGGGAUACCAGUCAGAAUGACUCCCAGAUUGACUCGAAUUUUCGGGCGAACGAUUCUCAUAAACAUAAGAAAGACAAGGAGCAUCGUCACAAAGAACACAAGAAGGACAAAGACCGGGAAAAGUCCAAGCACAACAACAGUGAACACAGAGAUCCCACCGAAAAAAAACACAAGGACAAACACAAAGAUGGUGAGAAACACAGGGAGAAGGAUGGUGACAAGCAUCGGGAGAAAGAUGGUGAGAAACACAGAGAGAAGGAUGGGGAGAAGCAUCGGGAGAAGGAUGGUGAGAAACACAGAGAGAAGGAUGGGGAAAAGCAUCGGGAAAAAGAUGGGGAAAAGCAUCGGGAAAAAGAUGGGGAAAAGCAUCGGGAGAAGGACGGGGAAAAGCAUCGGGAGAAGGAUGGAGAAAAACAUCGGGAGAAGGACGGGGAAAAACAUCGGGAGAAGGACGGGGAAAAACAUCGGGAGAAGGACGGCGAGAAGCACAAAGAUGGGGAAAAGCACCGGCAUAAAGAUGGAGAAAAACAUAAAGAGAAACAUCGGGACAAGGAUAAAGAGAAGAGGAAGGAGGAAAAGCUAAAAGCUUCUGGUGAUGGUGUCAAAGUAAAAAAAGAAAAUGGCUUCUCCAGUCCCCCUCAUAUUAAGGAUGAGCCGGAAGACGAGAGCUACACUCUAUCUCCUAAGGAGCAGAUCAAGGCGCUGAAGAGAUCCAGGGAUGACGAAGACUCUGACUACAAGCCCAAAAAAAUAAAAACCGAAGAUGUAAAAAAAGCUAAGAAACGAAAACAAGAGGAAGAGGAUAUCAAACCUAAGAAAAUGAAGGGCAAGGUCAAAGCUCCAGAGGGAGAAGGCAAAAAGAGAAAGGUGAAGAAGGAGGAAGAAGAGAAAUGGAAAUGGUGGGAAGAAGAGCGUCACGCCGAUGGUGUCAAAUGGAAAUUCCUGGAACACAAAGGCCCUGUAUUUGCACCACCCUAUGAACCUCUCCCAGAAAAUGUGAAAUUUUAUUAUGAUGGUAAAGUCUUAAAGCUUGCUCCCAAAGCUGAGGAAGUAGCCACUUUCUUUGCUAAAAUGUUGGAUCACGAGUACACUACAAAGGACAUCUUCAGGAAAAACUUCUUUAAAGACUGGAAGAAGGAAAUGACUGCUGAUGAACGAAAUCUUAUUACCAACCUGAGCAAGUGUGACUUCAAUGAGAUGGCCCAGUACUUCAAAGCCCAGUCUGAGGCCAGGAAACAAAUGACCAAGGAGGAGAAACAGAAAAUCAAAGAGGAAAAUGAGCGAUUGGUUGUGGAAUACGGUUAUUGUAUUAUGGACAACCAUAAAGAGAGGAUUGCAAACUUCAGGAUAGAGCCUCCCGGCUUGUUUCGAGGAAGAGGGAACCAUCCGAAAAUGGGCAAGCUAAAGAAGAGAAUCAUGCCUGAGGACAUCAUCAUCAACUGCAGCAAAGAUUCUAAGAUUCCCUCUCCUCCUCCUGGUCACAAGUGGAAAGAGGUUCGCUAUGACAAUAAGGUCACCUGGCUAGUGUCCUGGACCGAGAACAUUCAGGGAUCCAUCAAAUAUAUUAUGCUGAACCCCAGCUCCCGCAUUAAGGGAGAAAAAGACUGGCAGAAAUACGAGACAGCGCGCAGGCUGAAGAAAUGUGUCGAAAAAAUUCGCAACACAUACCGGGAUGACUGGAAAUCCAAGGAGAUGAAGGCCCGGCAGAGAUCUGUUGCACUGUACUUCAUAGACAAGCUGGCGUUGAGAGCUGGUAACGAAAAGGAAGAAGGCGAGACGGCGGACACUGUAGGCUGCUGCUCUUUGAGAGUCGAGCACAUAAAGCUUUUCCCGGAAUUAGAUGGACAGGAGUUUGUGGUAGAGUUUGACUUCCCCGGUAAAGAUUCCAUCCGUUACUACAAUAAGGUGCCUGUAGAGAAGAGGGUCUUCAAGAAUCUGCAGCUUUUCAUGGAGAACAAACAACCAGAAGAUGACUUGUUCGACAGGCUCAAUACAAGUAUUUUAAAUAAGCAUCUCCAAGAUCUGAUGGAUGGACUGACGGCCAAAGUGUUCAGAACAUACAACGCCUCCAUCACUCUGCAGCAGCAGCUAAAAGAGCUCACAAACUCUGAUGAUAAUAUUCCUGCCAAAAUACUGUCCUAUAAUCGUGCAAACAGAGCUGUGGCCAUUUUGUGUAACCAUCAGCGUGCUCCUCCGAAGACUUUCGAAAAGUCAAUGAUGAACCUACAGGCCAAGAUUGAUGCCAAAAAGGAUCAACUGGCAGAUGCACGCCGUGAGCUAAAGAGCGCCAAAGCAGACGCUAAGGUGAAGCGUGAUGAGAAGACCAAAAAGUUAGUUGAAAGCAAAAAGAAGGCCGUGCAGAGGGUAGAGGAGCAGCUGAUGAAGUUGGAGGUUCAAGCGACAGACAGGGAAGAGAACAAACAAAUCGCCCUGGGAACCUCCAAACUUAACUACUUGGACCCCAGAAUCUCUGUAGCCUGGUGUAAGAAGUUCGAAAUUCCUAUUGAAAAAAUCUACAACAAAACUCAGCGGGAGAAGUUUGCGUGGGCUAUCGAUAUGACGGACGAGGACUUUGAAUUUUAAUGCGAGAGACAAUGUUUGUUUUAUAAUUUGUUCUUAAUUAUUUUAUUUUAAGCCUGGAUGUCACCUCGGAAAGGGAUUUCCUAGAGAGCUGUGAGCCUUACCUUUUAUCAACUUUUAUGUUCAGACGGGAAGGGGAUAUGCAGCAGAUUAAGGGGGAUAAAAAGACCCACAAAAAUAUUGGAUAAUGUCCCCAUGCUGCCUUCGAGUAUUGUCCCAUGGACAAGGAGUUAUAUACAUAUGUACAAAAUGGGAUAUCUGAAAUUGUGAUUUUACAUUUGUUUUUAGGUGUUUUAAGAUGGGAGGUUUUCACCAGGCGUAAAAAAAAAAUCCGCUUUUCAAAAAAGUCUGUAUUAUAGAAUUAAGAAAAUAUCCUGUGUGUUUUUACAGUUAAGAUUUUUUUUUUCAAUAUCUUCUAUUUUAAUAGAAAAUAUAAACUUAACCCUUCCCUUUCAUCUGAACAUAUCCCCUUACCCUGGUUACACUGAAGAGAGGGGCCUAUUAUCUGGCAGCUGAGGGGGUCUCAUUGACUCCUGUUUAACCUUCCCAGUAAACGUGAAACAAUAUUCAAGCCAAUCCCCGCGCGCUUGGUUUGGAGACACUGAAAUGUGAUUCUUUUGUCGCAAUUCUGAAAGGAGGAAAUUUUCUGAAACUUUUGAUAUUUUUUUUUUUUUCUUAAUAUCAAUGUGAAUUAUUUUUCUUUUUUUCUUUGCCCAAGUCUAUCUAUUGUACCAUUAUUUCAAGUAUUUAAUCCUUUUUAUCUUACAAAAAAAAAACCUUUUAACUGUUGUACAAUUGUAGGGAUAUCUGAAUUCUUUUCACUUCAGCAGAUUUUACCACAGAAUUUAAUUUAAUGUGAAGAGUAACUUUUUAGAAGUGCAAUGAAGACCAAACUUGUUACACUUUUUUUUUAUUAAUAAGAGAAGAGCAUUGUCAGACUGAACCGCUGUGCCGCAAUCCCUCUGUUGUAUGGGGUAUUCGAGUCUUAGCGCUAUGAAUGUCAUUUGGGAGCCCGGCCUGGCGGCAUCAACUUUAUUUACUCAUCGUCGGUUGUCUGGAUGGAAUCGAGUGUUUGAAAAAAAAAAUAUUCUAUAUAUUUUACUUGAAUGACGUUACACUAUGGACUUCCUCAUGUCUGUAACAUCAGUUGCAAAAGAUUGGUGAGUUUUUAUUUUUUCUUUGCUUGAAAAAUGCCCGGUGAACAGAUUUGUGACACUUCUUUUUUUUUUUUUUUUUUUGCUUAGGAUGCUUUUAUUUUAUUUUUUUCCUUUUUUUAAUUAUAAAAUCGAGUGUUCAGAAGAGUCCAUCUUUUUGGACAUUACCCCUCCUAUCUUCUAUUUUUAUCAUGAAUUGCCAUUAACUUGAGUGUAGGUUACUUAAAAUAAAACCCUACAACUUGCA